AAUUCUCUGCAAGAAAACAAAAUGGAAAUCCCUUUCUUACCUCUGUUGAAGCAAUUAUGGCAAGAGUUAGAGUUGACCCCGUUCCUUGCCUUUCUUUUCUUUCUUUCUCUGCUUCUUUUCUUCAUUCUUAGUAGGCCUCGUUCUAAACUGAAGUUACCACCAUCACCACCAUGGUUACCACUGAUUGGGAACCUUCACCAACUAGGCACGCAUCCACACCGCUCUUUCCGAGCACUCUCCGAAAAAUAUGGCCCUCUAAUGCUCUUACACUUGGGCCAAACUCCUACUCUUAUUGUUUCAUCAGCCAACAUGAUGAAGGAAAUCGUCAAAAAUCAUGACAUCGCUUUCUCCGGUAGACCUCAAACCACUGCUGCCAAUAUCUUACUUUAUGGAUGCCAAGACGUGGGGUUUGCUCCUUAUGGUGAAUACUGGAGACAAACUCGAAAAAUCUGUGUUCAUGACCUUUUGAGCCUUAAAAGAGUUCAACAAUUUCAGUUCGUGAGGGAAGAAGUGACGGUAGCGUUGAUCGAAAGGAUACGCGGAGCUAGCCAAUCUAGCAAGGAUUCUUCUGUAAAUCUAAGCGAGAUGUUGAUGGCAGCCGCCAACAACAUAUUGUCUAGAUGUGUUCUCGGGAGGAGUUUUGUGAUUGAAGAAGGGCGGAGCAGGUUUGGAGAGCUGGGGAGAAAGCUUAUGGUCUGCAUGAUGGCUUUUUGCGUCGGGGAUUUCUUCCCUUCUCUAAAAUGGAUUGACAAUCUUACAGGCCUCACAGGCCGCUUCAAAGAACUGUUCAGAGAAAUGGAUGCCUAUAUUGAUGAAGUGAUUGAAGAACACAAGGCAGCGGUACGUGGUGAUGAUAUUGGCGGCUCUGAUGUGAAAGACUUUGUGGAUAUCCUCCUCGGAGUUCAAAAGCAUGGCAUGCCUGAGUUUGAGCUCACUCGAGACAAUAUGAAAGCAGUCCUAAUGGACAUGUUCCUUGGUGGAAGCGAUACUACUUCGACGGCAUUAGAAUGGGUGAUGGCCGAGCUACUGCGACAUCCAGAGGUGAUGAAGAAAGCCCAAGAAGAGGUGAGGAGGGUGAUGGGCAAUAGGUCAAAGAUAGAUUUGAAUGAUGUCAAUCGAAUGGUUUACACGAAAUGUGUCAUCAAAGAGACUCUAAGACUACAUCCUCCUGAUCCUCUUCUAGUUCCUCGAGAAACGUUGGCAAGCGCCGAGAUCGGUGGCUGUCAUAUUCCUGAGAAAACAAGAGUAUUCAUCAAUACAUGGGCCAUCCAAAGGGACCCAAAUGUUUGGGAUAAGCCAGAGGAGUUCCUUCCUGAGAGAUUCCAGGAUAAUGAUGUUGAUUUCAAAGGGCACGACUUCGAAUUUGUUCCCUUCGGUUCUGGAAGGAGGGGAUGCCCUGGCUCGACUUUUGCGGUUUUUGGUGUUGAGUACAUCAUCGCCAAUCUUUUGUAUUGGUUUGAUUGGAAGUUGCCAGGUGAUGACGAUGGUGCAAUAUUGGCUAAGGAAUUGGACAUGAGUGAAGUUUAUGGGCUCACUGUUCAUAAGAAAGCUCCUCUCUAUCUUGUACCAAUACCUUACUCCCCUUGAUCCCCCUAUAAGGGAUCGAUCUAUGGUGCUUCUCUUGAUUAUGCUGUUUUUUUUAGAAUAAGAGAAUAGAUUAUGCUGUUUUUCUUUC
Morus notabilis is the source of this 1675-nucleotide messenger RNA. RefSeq names its product cytochrome P450 71A1. The transcript has 2 exons. Gene Ontology annotation, molecular function: iron ion binding; heme binding; monooxygenase activity. Bases 22 to 1587 code for a protein of 521 amino acids. Lineage: Eukaryota; Viridiplantae; Streptophyta; Magnoliopsida; Rosales; Moraceae. The record is from RefSeq and is a predicted model, not a curated record.